CGGUGGGGACGUGCAGGGAGCCGGAGCUGCGGAGGGAGGAGGGAAGGGCUCUCCCCGGCGAGGUUUGGGCUACCUGCUGCGGGGGGGAUGGAGGAGCACGGCCACCCGUACGGCGCCCGCAGCCCCGCCUGGGAGGAACUGGAGUCCGGGAAGAUGGCCGGGGCCGAGGCGGGGAUGAGCGGCGCCGGCAUCCAGCAGCAGCCCCAGCACCCGGCGGCGGUGGGAGCGGCGGUGGGGGCAGCGGACGAGUCGUCGGACAGCGACGGGGAGCACGAGGGCCCCCAAAAACUCAUCCGCAAAGUGUCCACCUCGGGGCAGAUCCGCAGCAAGACAAGUAUAAAAGAAGGAUUACUACUGAAGCAAACCAGUUCUUUUCAGAGGUGGAAAAAGCGUUAUUUCAAGCUUCGAGGUCGUACCCUUUACUAUGCUAAGGAUUCAAAGUCUCUAAUAUUUGAUGAAGUUGACCUGUCAGAUGCCAGUGUAGCUGAAUCAAGCACAAAAAAUGUCAACAACAGCUUCACGAUAAUCACUCCAUUUAGGAGGCUAAUAUUGUGUGCUGAGAACAGAAAAGAAAUGGAGGACUGGAUAAGCUCUUUAAAGUCCGUACAGUCCAGGGAACACUAUGAGACCGCACAGUUUAAUGUGGAACAUUUCUCAGGGAUGCAUAACUGGUACGCCUGCUCCCAUGCCCGACCUACCUUCUGUAACGUGUGUAGAGAGAGCCUCUCUGGAGUCACUUCUCACGGCCUGUCUUGUGAAGUGUGUAAGUUUAAAGCACAUAAAAGAUGUGCUGUCAGAGCAACAAAUAACUGCAAGUGGACUACAUUAGCCUCCAUUGGAAAAGAUAUCAUUGAAGAUGAAGAUGGUGUAGCUAUGCCUCACCAGUGGUUAGAGGGUAAUUUGCCUGUCAGUGCCAAAUGUGCAGUCUGCGACAAGACCUGUGGCAGUGUUUUACGCCUGCAAGAUUGGAAGUGCCUUUGGUGUAAAGCUAUGGUUCACACUGCCUGUAAAGAUCUGUAUCCUCGUAAAUGUCCACUCGGCCAAUGUAAGGUAUCGAUCAUACCUCCAACAGCACUAAACAGUAUAGACUCUGAUGGUUUCUGGAAAGCCACAUGCCCGCCAUCCUGUGCCAGUCCUCUUUUAGUUUUUGUUAACUCAAAGAGUGGAGACAAUCAGGGAGUAAAGUUUCUUCGUCGAUUCAAACAGUCGUUAAAUCCAGCUCAGGUGUUCGAUUUAAUGAAUGGAGGACCUCACUUAGGUUUGCGGUUAUUUCAGAAGUUCGACAACUUCCGGAUUCUUGUAUGUGGUGGAGAUGGAAGCGUGGGUUGGGUGUUGUCAGAAAUUGAUAAACUCAGCUUGCACAAACAGUGUCAGUUAGGAGUGUUACCCCUUGGUACUGGAAAUGACCUUGCUCGUGUCCUUGGUUGGGGAGGAUCCUGUGAUGAUGAUACACAACUUCCUCAGAUUUUGGAGAAAUUGGAACGAGCCAGUACGAAAAUGUUAGACAGGUGGAGUAUAAUGUCAUACGAACUGAAAUUACCAGCAAAGCCUUCUAUUCCUUCAGUCACUGCAGAAGAAGAGUCAGAGGAAUGCCAGAUAUCUGCUUAUGAGGAUUCAGUUGCUGCUCAUCUUGCAAAAAUUCUCAAUUCUGAUCAGCACUCAGUUGUCAUAUCAUCUGCCAAAAUAUUAUGUGAAACUGUAAAGGACUUUGUUGCUAAAAUAGGGAAGACUUACGAAAAACCAGUGGAAAAUGCAGAUGAAGCUGAUGCCAUGGCCAUUAAAUGUUCAGAGUUAAAUGAGAAGCUAGACCUGUUGCUCCAAGCUCUUCACACAGAAGCCCAGGCUGCUCCUAUUCUCCCAGGCAUCACUCCCCACAUUGUGGAAGAAGAAGGAGAGGAGUUUUCAAGUGAGGAAUCCUUGUCUGAAAGUAAAGAGCAAUUAGCAGAGUGUGUUGCAAAGUCUUCCACCCAGAAACUCUUCAAACCAAGAGAACAGUUAAUGCUCCGGGCAAACAGCUUGAAGAAGGCUGUGAGGCAGAUCAUUGAACAAGCAGAAAAAGUUGUGGAUGAGCAGAAUGCUCAUAGUGAAGAACAAGUGAACCAGUCCCCUGUAGAAUAUAGCAAAGAAUUGGAUGAAUCCAAAGAAGAGGAAAAAGACGAAGAUACAAAGGAAUAUGAGUCCCAGUCAAUUAAAACUGCACCAAGAUCUCCAGAUCGACGUACAAGUCGAGGUAUUCAUUCCCAGACAGGCUCGUUCUCUGCUCCGGCUUUGGCUGCCGGUAAAGAAAACCUCCCUGUGCUUAACACUAGGAUUAUCUGCCCAGGUUUAAGGGCUGGCCUAGCUGCUUCUAUUGCAGGAAGUUCAAUUAUUAGUAAAAUGUUGCUAGCAAACAUCGAUCCAUUUGGUGCUACACCAUUUAUUGACCCGGAUCCAGAUUCGCUGGAGGGAUAUUCAGAAAAAUGUGUCAUGAACAACUAUUUUGGAAUUGGGUUAGAUGCAAAAAUUUCCCUUGAAUUUAAUAACAAGCGAGAAGAGCACCCUGAAAAGUGCAGAAGUCGGACAAAAAACAUGAUGUGGUAUGGAGUUCUUGGCACAAAAGAGCUGCUGCAGAGAACUUACAAGAACUUAGAACAAAAAGUUCAACUGGAGUGUGACGGACAGUACAUCCCCCUUCCAAGUCUGCAGGGCAUAGCUGUGCUAAACAUUCCCAGUUAUGCUGGUGGGACUAAUUUCUGGGGUGGAACCAAGGAAGAUGAUAUAUUUGGGGCCCCAUCUUUUGAUGAUAAAAUCUUAGAAGUUGUGGCAGUAUUUGGCAGCAUGCAGAUGGCAGUUUCAAGAGUUAUCAAACUGCAACACCACCGGAUAGCUCAGUGUCGGUCAGUAAAGAUCACCAUACUUGGUGAUGAAGGGGUUCCAGUGCAAGUCGAUGGAGAGGCAUGGAUCCAGCCCCCGGGAGUUAUUAAAAUUGUACAUAAAAACAGAGCUCAGAUGCUAACACGAGACAGAGCCUUUGAAAACACCCUGAAGUCUUGGGAAGACAAACAGAAGUAUGAUUCCUGCAAACCUGUCAUUCGAUCUCCCUUGUACCCUCAACAGGCUGUUGAGUUGGCUACAGAAGAAGAAGUCACUCAGAUACAGCUUUGUUCACAAGCUGCAGAAGAACUUAUUACCAGAAUCUGUGAAGCUGCAAAAAUACAUGGCCUCUUGGAGCAGGAGCUUGCUCAUGCUGUUAAUGCAUGUUCACAUGCAUUAAAUAAAGCCAACCCAAGGUUUCCUGAGAGCCUUACCAGAAACACUGCCAUGGAGAUAGCUGUCAAUGUGAAGGCCUUACAUAAUGAAACUGAAUCCCUGCUAGUAGGAAGAGUUCCUUUGCAGUUAGAAGCUCCCCAUGAAGAGCUGCUGUCUGAUGCUUUGCACAGCGUGGAGACAGAGUUGAGAAAACUUGCUGAGAUACCUUGGCUUUAUUAUGUUUUUCAACCAAAUGAUGAUGAGGAUCCUCCUUUGGAUUAUGCUAAAAGAAACAACAGAAGUACAGUGUUUCGCAUAGUGCCAAAGUUUAAAAAAGAAAAAAUUCAGAAGCAUAAGACCAGCCCUCAGCCUGUUCAAAAAUGGGGCACAGAUGAAGUUGCUGCUUGGCUGGAUCUGCUCAGUUUGGGAGAGUACAAAGAAAUCUUCAUCAGCCAUGACAUCCGAGGCUCUGAGCUUUUACAUCUGGAAAGGCGAGAUCUUAAGGACCUGGGGAUAACGAAAGUGGGUCAUAUGAAGCGAAUUCUCCAGGGAAUUAAAGAGCUCGGCAAGAACACCCCUUUGUCUGACGUGUAAUUAUGCUGGUACUUUCCUGAGAGAGAGAGGGAAAGUUGCUGGAGAAGCAGAGCUGUUGCAGGCACUUAGCUGUCUUUGUAUACUGUAUGGAAGAAUAAGCACUGGUGUAUUUGUACAGGCUAGUGUCUCUGAAUGAUUGUACGGUGAACAGCUUGUUGCAAGAGCAAAAAAGGAUUUGUGCCAAAAAAAAAAAAGAAAAAAAAAGAAAAAAAAGGAAAAGGUUAUACGUUCCAUGAAGGCAUUUUCUUGGUGUUCAAACUUGGCCAGUUCAGAUAAGCACAUUUUGGUAAAUCAGUUGGUUGAUGGUGAACUGCACUGACUGGAAAACAUAAUCGAGAAAUGAUCGCUUUGCUUACAUGCAGCUCAGUAUGCCUCUCUUUACGACGCAGCAAGAUGCCACCAUACAGCAUGAGGUUGUCUGGUAGUCCUUUCCAGGCAUGGCUUCCAUAAAAGCUCCCGUGCAGGAGACUGAGAGGUGGCCACUUUCGAGGUUCAACACGCAAGUCUAGCAACACCUCAGGUACCUCGCACUCACGGGCCACGCAGGACGGGGAAAGAUACCUUGUUAUACCAUGAAUGCAAACUGUAAUGCAUGGUGUGCCUGCCUGAAUUGUCUGUCAUUCCGUUGCAUGACACUUCUGAUACUUUAAACACUUGAACAACUUUUAUAUCGGUUUGAAUGAAAUUUAAUUUAUUACUACUUGAGUGUCCUUUUUUUGGUUUCAGGCACUUUUCUAUUCUUCAGUGUUGUGUUAUUCCUAAAUGUGUUCUAUGGCAAAGGAUGUGUGGGUGUGGAAACUUAGCAUUUGUGCCAUAUUCAGCAAAUUAUAUGCAUUAUAUAUGAUUGAAACACUGUACAGUUAGAUUUUUAAAUAUACCAUGUACAGAAGGUGUAUCAGGUAACUAACUUAUGAGUAUUUUUGAAAGACCGGUACCUCACAAAAAUAUCAAUUGGCUUCCUGCAUGGAAAAUUAUAAAGAAUUUUCUCAUGGUGCAUUUAAUGUAGUUAUUCAGUUAUCUUAAACAUCUGUAGCUUAUUUGAACUUGUAGGAACUAAUGGUUUUAUUUAUUCUAUUGUUCUAAAAGCAGGUUGAAAGAUUAAUGAAAAUUUUUAUGGGAAAAUUUAAAGUAUUUAUCAUAAGUAAGAAAAGUGUUAAAAUGUAGCAUCUGAUUUGAUUUUUGUGGGGUAAAAGCUUUUACUCAUUACUAAUUUACUAUUAAUUUAAAAAUUUCUAUGUAUGCAUUUCUUUACAAAGACAUCAAUUUGUUUCUUGUCAGCACUCCUACAUCAGUAGAUCAUAAAAAAAAUUUAAAAACUCUAAAGUUUUACACUAUGCAUGCAAAGAUGAAUCACAUGCAAGCCAAUAAUCUAUGAGUGUAAACAGGUUAAAAAAUGAAAAACAUCUUUGUUUAGUAAUUGCAUUAGACUAGAGUUUAUAAGGUUAUUUACAGUUUACUUAAACAAAACAUAGCUUCAUAAUUGAAUUUCCUGGUUAAUUUCUCACAAAGUAUUAAUCCAGUAGAAAAAUAAUGUGCUUUAUAUUUUAUAUAAAUAUGAAAUAUAUCUAGGGGUUAAGACACAAAAAAAAUACUUAAAUGUUUGAGAUGAGAUGAUAUUGCAUCACAUGCCAGAGAACUCGCCCAGAACCUUUGUCUCCUUGCUGUUCUGAUCAACGUGGCAUUCCCACCAGAGGAACACUUGACUUAUGCUUUAUGAAGUAUCUUUGUUGAUUCUUACAGGUUAAGGAGUAUGCUAAUAUGUAUUUCUGUUUUCCUAGUAGACAAUAGAGUAAGGUUUCAUUUGUUUGGUCAAAAGCUUUUCUCCAUUUAAAGGGGACAACGUCACGUACCACAUCCUGGCUUUGUCAUCCUUUUCUCAUGAGGAUGAUGGGAAUCAUCCCUUGGAAAAUCAGAUGUGUUCCCUUCAUUGUUUUAUCACAAGCGAUGUUAAAAAGCAGUAAAACAGUCUUCGUUUAUAUCGAGUUGGAGUACUAUGUGCUCUUGCUGCUGUAGGUUAAACCAGCACCACUCUGGGAGCUUUGUGGACAUAAUCGAUUGUUCUGGUCAACAAACAAAAGUAAAGGGCUAUGUUCCAUUAGGUUUUCAGUAAAAAACAACACAAAAGCUGCUUGUCAAGUGACAUUAUUUUCAUGCUGUUGUAUUAAAAGCAUAUGUAAACAAUGGAAAGUUAUGCAAACAAUGGAAAGAUAUAUUUUUUAAUGUACUUGACGUUGACCCCUUUAAUGAUGUUCAGAUGGCAUCUGUCAAGUCUUCACAAGUAGUAUUUCCUUUUCUCUCUUUUUUUUUUUCUUUCUCUGUAAGCUGUGAUAUAUUUUAAUGUGCAGCAGCAUUCUAAUAUGUCGAUGUUAUGGUAGACAAUGUAGUUAGUAUUCCUGGUGAAGUCAAGGAUGUAAUUCAUAAAAGAACUUUCUUUGCUUUCCUGAUUGUAGGAUUCACCCUCUCCACAACUUUCAGUCUUGCUAUAUGCAAUGUGGUAAGAUGGGCUAUAGAGCAGGAUAUCUUAAGGCAACAUGAUGAUGGCUAUAGAGGCCAAAAUGAGUAUAUUAAAAAAUCAGAGGUGCUUUUAGGCAGGGAACAUGACCAAGUGUUGUUUUGUAAUGCGAUUUUCUUAUGACACUCUUAGAUUACCUCAGUAUAGGACAACUUGUCUUUGCAAAAUUCCAUUUUUUUAAGUGACCACCAAAGAAUUCAACUUUGAUUGUCCUAAAGCAAAGGUUUUUUUUUAAAUGUGCAAAUAGAAAAAGUAUUUUAAUCAUCAGUUAUGCUAUAUUUAAUAGCAUGAUCUGUAUGCCCAGGAGAGCACAUUUUAUGCAGCUCUAUGCCUUAGAAUAGUUUUGAAUAUCAAUUCCAAAUGCAUUUGAUAAGGAGGCUCAAAAUAUUUUAUGGGAUUUUGCUACUGAGGUCAUGGGUUAUAACUGUUUUAUGUGACGUGUUAACACAGUGUUAACUAUCUCAUGAUUAUUGCAGAUUUCCAAGUAUUGUUUUUUUCCUUAGCACUGUCAAAAUCUCAGCUCCUAGACCUGAAAGACAUACAUAGAUUGUAUGUUAGCAAACAGAAUUCUUUAUAAUUUAAUCCCAAUGUUUAAAGGGCUUUAAAGCAUACUUCCUAAUAUUUCAAUACAAAUAAGAUAAGCCAAUUCCCUAGAAGUAGUUAAUUUUCUAGAAAACUAGUUAAUCCCAGUAGCUUUUGUGGAGCCUGCUUCAACAUGCUAGAUUCAUGAAGACAAAAAACACUGUAUAGUGUUUACUGGAUUAAUUUUUCUUCUCCCAAUAGUCCGAUAUACUUAACCUCUGUGGUCAGUCAGCAUACCUUAAAAUCUGUGAAGGCAAUGCCAAGCAAUCAACAUUUUUUGAAGUGGAUGGUAUUCAUGUAGAUUAAUGUGCUAUGCUUCAGAAAGUGGAAGAGAAGGUUUUUAAAUGACAGUAGAUCGCUUAGCACGUGUUUGUUUUGUCAUUUUCAAGUAGAUUUUUUUUCCAGCUUCUUGUGUUCAAUUGUUAUAGCAGCCUCUGAUUUGGGUGAUGCAUGUAUUGCCUUUGUAAUACGUAACGCCUUCUUUUUAUCUUUUUAGAAACUGAAUGAAGUAAGGCAAGAUCAUGGUUUUAUUUAUUUUUUUACAAUACUUUAAAGAAAAAAACUUGUUCAAAAAUGAUUUUUUUACUGUGAUGGCAACUGCAAAUUUUCUUUAUGAUACGUUUUUGUGUAUUUCUCCCUAACCAUUAUUUUUUCUCCUAAACACCUAUUUCUUUCAAAGAAAAAUAUUUUAAACCUCUGGAAGAACAGUAAAAGAUAAAGCAUGUGAUCAAAAACCUUCCCAGACAAUUUUAAUCCAGUAUUUUCUUACUUUGGGACUGGAGUAAAUAUCCUUGGCCCUAUAAAUAAUAAAUAGAAAACAUCUUUCUAUCUCCAUCCCUGCCCAAGGAAAUUCAGGCUGUAAUGUUUGUAAUUGUAAUUCAAGUAAGAGGAAUUUAUUUAUUUUAUUUUAUUUUAUUUUUUAUAAUGUCCCAUUUCAUAUAUUCCUUUUUUUUUUUCUUUUUGUAGAGAAAUACAAAACCUGACAGGUUUUACUUUUUAGUUGAACUCAGUGAUGCUCAUUCACUUAAUGAAAAUUUCAUUAUGCCCUGAUAAUGCACUGAUCUUGUUGCAAGGCUAAAAUAAUCAGCAUUUUUCGUUGCAUCUAGACAGGAAACCUUCACAUGUAAUGGAAAAGUAAUAUUUAAACCAACUAGGAGAGGAAGUACAGCAGUGUUACUUUUAAAAUAAAUUUAAAACUACAUAUUAUAUAUAGAUAAUUUCACAAAGGACAUACAAGAAAAACAACAACAACAACAAAACCCACAGUGAUUCCGUUUUGCUUGAUGCUUGCUAUUAAUGAUUGCAUUACUAAUGUUUGCUGCUUUUUCUCCAUUGCUCUAUCUGUGCCCCUGAGUAUUAAGUUCUUGAAUACAAGUUUGAGAGUUCUGGUAACUAAUAAUUAGCAGUGUAAAGUGUAUUUGUGAAAGUUAAAGUUGCAAGCAAUGUAUGUUGUUGAGGAUAACUGAGCUGGAGCAAUAUAUUUAGUGUACAACCAGGAAAUCAUCUUGUCACUUAUGUCAGUGAGAGCCCCAGAAAACUGUAUUAAUUUUGUUUUUAUUUUUUCACCCCAACAUACCUCUCAACUGCCAUGUCCUGAGUGUUGCAUUUAUACCAUGGGCUCUCCCAUUUUUUGAUUGUUUUCAUAGAUUGUAUGUUUUGUGGUAUGAUUUUCAUAUCAUCAAGGUUUGAUGCUGCUUAUGCUAACUGCAAAGAUUUGAUGUUUGCAGGAACUGUAAAUGACUGUAUUGCUGUCUUAGGUAAAAGGAGGAGUUUUUGAUGACUCAAGGAAGCAGAGGAGUUUGGACAGGACUUUAAAUCUGUCUGCUGCCUCUUCAGAGCUGAAUGAGUGUCAGUAGGAUUGAUAAAGCAUCAUGUGGUAAUUAUCAAUAGAAGAUCUUUACUGGUUGUAUAAAUUCAUGUAUUUAUAUAUAGAGCAUAGUGUGGAACUUGAUCUUUUCUACAAAAAGGAAAAAAAAAUUUUCUAGUUCUUUUCUACUACUGUUGCAUUAGGUUUAAUAGCUCUGUUAAUGGUUAGCUUAUGUACUUGAAAUGCUCAUUUCUGCCAUACAGAAGCCCAGUCUGUUUCUCAGAAAUUGUAUUCCAUUUGGAAACCAUCUGGAUUGUUCCAGGAGUAUUCCUGCUGCCAGUUGGAGUUAAUACCACCAUUCACAGUAACUUUUGUAGGCUUAAAUUGAUUGCCCGCAAUAUUAUAAUCAAAAAAAAUCAUUUGAAUUUUUUUUUAAAUAUGUAGAACUAAACUCAAAACAUGAUCCUUUCAUUAUCUGUAAAAGUGUGUGUGUGUAUAUAUAUAUAUGUAUGUAUGUAUAUAUAUAUUAGCACUGUUAACACUUUAGCAAACUAGCAAAAUGCUGGCAAUUACCGACCUGGGACAAACUGUAAUGAAUUUAGCUGCAGUGCUUAAAGAGCUACCACCUUCAGAGCAGCCAAGAGAAAAUUCAUAUAUUCACAUGGUAGAACGAUAAAAAUCUCAUUCAAAUAGUUGAAGACAUUGUUUCCCAGUUGACACACACUUUUUAUGUAAGCAUUUGGGUGGGAUUUUGAGUUCAUGUUCAUGUAACCUUUUGCUUAUAUUAGCAAGGGCAGAAGAAGCUGGUGUGUAAUUUGUAUUUAACACAGGUCGUGUCUGUACUCAUGUUCCCGCACUGCUUCCCAGCUCCUGUGACUGGAUAACUUCCCAGCUGCUUGGCAAGAUGAGACCCUCACACGUCUCCCCCACUUUCCAUUCAGAAUAGCUGGACAGGCAGGCUAGGAAAGAUCUGUAGGAUGCUCCAGGAGGUCUCCUAGACUAACCAAGGCUUCAGGCCUCUAAGUCUCCUAUAGCCACGGUGAGCUAAAAUCCUCCAGGUUGUACUCCUGCAAUCCCUGCUGAAAGCGUGAUUUAGUUUGCCAUCGCGCUAACAAUUAACACUAUCUACUUGAAUGCCCUUUGAAAGAGAAGUGCUUGGGUAACUUCAUCAAUUCUGUCAGAUUUUUGAAACUACUAGAAUUUACGAUAGCUACUAGUAGGACAGGUAUGCAAGUGAUAAUUCUACAGAACAAAUACUUCGGAAAAAUAUUGUAGUAUGACUGAAAGAUUAGUGAUAGGAUUGAAAAGAAACUGAAAGUAAAAUAUGGUACAAAGCUUAAAGCCAUUUUAUUUAUUUAUUUUUUACCAAAUAAAGACCUCCACAAUGCCCGAAAUCCCUACUAUGAACAUUUGAAGAGAAUUAGCAUUGUAAAUCCUACUUUUAGUCAACUAGAAUAAUUAGAUUGGAAACUUUUUAGUUAUUAAUAAGCUGAUAAUGACUUUAACAGGGAAAGGGUUAUAGGUAAUACUAUGUUUUUCUCCCUCCCUGCAUUAGUUGCAGUAAGCUUGGCGUGGGACUGCUUCUCAUUGCAGCUGUGGUCAAUUAUUAUGUGAAUAUAGAGUUUGAGGAAAACUCUUAGAAGCUGCUUGGUUUUGUUUCUUCUAUGAGGGAGAAUACAUGUGCUGACAAGAUAUGACAUGGGGGGGUCUUAGUGAGAUUUUUAAGAUAUCAGAGCUUCUUCUCAGAUGAUUUGUGAAUGUUUAUGAUGAGUACAUAGAUGUGGAGACACUCGCCCAGAAGGUUUCCAGUGGCACUGUCCUCUCACAAGAUGCCAUCUCUCUCUAUUGAAGUAGGUAUUUCAAUAUUCUUUAUGUUGUACCAUAACUCACAUACAUAUCAACUAUCUUAAUAAACAGUGUCUUAAAUACCAGUAAAAUCCAAAGAAUAAACAUAUAGUGUCUUAAAUACCAGUAAAAUUCAGAGUAUAAGUAAGCACUUGCUUUAUCUCUCUCCACUGACAGUUAUUUUUUCAGAAUAAAUUCAUUGGUAUUCUUCACUUGGGAAGGGUAGAAAGUUUCCAUAGGAUGUCCAGAGUAGGUUAUCUUUAAAUCUGAGUGCUAUGGAAUUGCUGUGGGUGUUCUGGCAUUUUCAAAAAGCUAAUUUCUUCUAAGGGUCUUCCAGAGGUACUGAGAGGAUCCUAGCACAACAUGAGGUUUCUCUUAUUAGCCAGGCUUGUCUCUUAAAGUAGUAUUCCAGCCAAGUGCAGCCAUUAGUUCUGCAAUAACAUUCACUUAUUUGCUUGAGUAAAUGCAUAAAGUCCACAUGUAAAUGUUGCUGGAUGCAUCCCAUUCAGAGAUGUGACACUAUAGUUUUCUACAUAGCUCAUAUGUUUGGCUCUGAAUGUAUUCUGAAGCAAAAAGCUGAAAUAAGCAAUUUCUGCUUUUCUGCUUUUUUUUCCGCUUUCAUCGAUUAGAAGAUGAAAAUACAUAAUGUAGUUUGUACUGUUCUAGUCAGGUGGAAAAAAAAAUAAAAAUCACAGAAUCAAAGGAUAGUUUAGGUUGUAAAGGAGCUGUGGAGGUCAUCUUGUCCAAGCUGUGUGCUCAGUAGCUUCUGCUGUUCAUUUCCCCUUGGUCCUGCUUACCCCCAGGGAAAUUCGUUGUCUUUGCAAAUAUGCAGACUAAGGCCACAGACUGUUGGCACUUACACGUGUGCUUGGCUUCAAACAGCACUUUAGUCCCCCUUUGAGAUUGCUCGUGUAUUUUAGUUUUAGCAUUGACGUGUAAGCCUACAAGAGAUUUGGAUAGGUAGAAAUUGUUCUUCACAUGAAAGUCGUCAUCAGACUGAUCAUUGGUAGACUUCUGAAUGCCAUACCUAUGAAUGUUGUUCUCUUGCCAGUAUUUGCAUGUGCAUGUGUGUAUAUAUGCAGUAUCUAGUUGGUAGCGUGUGCACGCACACCUGUACAUAUAUAUGUAUAUAUAUAUAUACCCUGGUUUCGCCCAGUAUAAUGACAACAACUUGUGUGUAGAGCCAAAAAACUUAAAUAUAUAUACAAUGCUUGAGAUGAUGCAUUGUUUUUAUUAUAAUAUUUUUAUAUCAGAUGAAUUGCAGGAUGUUUACAGAUGCUUAUUAAUAUUUAACUUAUACAAUGGAGUGGCAGGAUGUUUAUGAUUGUUGUCAGCUAAAGAAUUGUACAAGAUUCUGGGUGAAAUUUUGGCUUUGUUGAAAUCCUUGGCAAAACUCCUAUUGAUCUCACUGGGGCCAAGAUUAAACCGCUCUGAAUCUAUUGUUUACUGGCUAUUUUCCUACUGUGAUUUUUUUUUUUGAAUGACUGAAAUGUAUUUAUUUUUCCCAAUGUGAAAUCUGCAGUUGCUAUUCGGAUUUUUUUACAGAACCUGCAAAAUACAACACAGGUGGGAAUACAUGGCUCAUUGAAUGUACAGACUUUUUCAUUGUUCUGGUCCUUGAAUGUGUCUAAGAAAAUAGCUUCUAAAAUAAUUUUGUAAGAUUUAAUAUAGAAUCUUCAAAAAAUAGAUCAUUUUUCAUAUCUUUCUCCACAAAGAUGGCAUGCAGUGUAGUAAGUGAAGGUGAAGAAUUAUUUAUACAGUUCACCUGGCUCUGUUGAUCUGGAAUGAAACAUAAAGAACCUUGUCCAAAAGUACCUUAUCUAAACAAACAAAAAAACAACCCAACCCUAUAUUAUAUAGUGUUUUAAACUUCUAAUCAAGACAUGGAGGUAUCUUCAGAGCCAGUCUGUAGAAUUAUUCUUUUAAUAUUUCAUGAGUGAAUACAAUUAUGCAAAUAUUAAGUGGUAGGGUAAGUCAGACAACUGCUUGACAUUAAAGAAAGCACUUAUUAAGAGACAGAAGGAUCAGUUCUUCUAGCACCAGGGAGGAAAAAUACUGUAAUGCAGUGCUUCCUAAAUCCCCUUCCAGGGUAUCUUUUAAUUCUGUGUGCUCCAAGUAUAUUCUUCCUGUAAAGAGACAGAAGGCUGUGUAACAGCCUAAUAAAUACAAAUUAUUAUUAUUUUUUUUUCAUCUGAGGCUAAAAAUUUUGUUUUCAAACAAGAGCUAUUGUGCACUUUGAAAUAUAUGUGUCUGGAACAGGUAAGUUUGCAUUCAUUGUAGGUAGCCAUCCUGGGGAUACAGUAAGACUUGCAAAAUGAGGUAGUUAUCAACAAUGUUAUCAAAUGUUAUCAGAAGCUGAAGAAGUAGGGAGCCAGCCUUAUUCCCCUGUGAGGCUCUUUCUGAAGACAUCUGUAUAGAAUGCCCACCCCUAGGCUUCUUUUGCUGUAACUUUGUUUAAGAAAGGAUAAUAUUCCAAUUCACACUCUUCCCCUUGCUAAUAAGGAAGGAAGUAUGCACACUGGUUGAACAUUCCAGGAUUUUGUCUCUGUUGGCUAUAGAAACCUCAGAAGAAUGAUCAGCAGUGGCUUACGAAGGCUACACAGGGCUCUGCCUGGGCUCGCCGGUCUGGUAAUGGGGAUCUGAUUGCAGAUUUGGGAUAAAAGCUCCCAUUGUGCUCCCUCUGUGGUCAGUCUCCAUGGUUAUUAGUGGGAGCAGGUGGGUGCCCAAGUGAGCAGAUAGCUUUCCUUUUGCAUGUGCAUUGUCUUUCUGUAAUUGUAAUCAGGAAUGGGGUUCAGGACUCGAUGUUAUUUGUCUGAAAGGCCAUGACGAGUACAGGAUAUCAGAGGAAAUGAGGAGGCAGGGGCUGGAGGUCAGGGUUCUGCUUUUGGUUUCCUGAUGCUAGGUUGGUAGGACCGGGGGCAAGUUGGUUACCCUUGGAAUGCCUUGCUGGCUCUGCCUGGAGCAGGAAGGGUGCUUACCAGCCUGAACAGCCCCCGAGACCUAUAGAUGAGUGGUGGUCUAUGAGUGGCUAAGUUUUACUGACACUGUUGUAUGCAGUAUAAAUAAGUUAAUUUGUCCAUAACACUGAAAAAAAAAAUUGCUUUUUCUGGUUUCAGUUCUGGCUGUUUAAUGACCUACUACAUUCUGGGUAGUCAGUUUUGAAGCUUAGCAAUUGCUAUUGUACUUACAAUUACACACAUAGUGGGCUCUGUUUGCUGCAGAAAAGAGUAAAACUUUAAACUGCCUGACAAAACUUGCCAAUGAAGUAUAUCUAACAGAGCAGGGGUGUAACUUUUGGCUUUAUUUACUUGUAAUAAUGGUAAGGAACAGUGAAUUUUGUUUGUUUACAUACUGUUUACAAUGGCACAGUUUUAUUUUUAAUAUAUUAAAACAAUUGAGGUAUUUAUUGCAUAUACUAUUUUAAAGAUGUUUUAUGUGUUUUCACCUUUGGAAUAUAUUGUUACAUUUCCUUGUACAGAUAAUUUGGGUGGCUUUGUUAAUAUAGUUAGUAAUUUUUAUGACUACUAAGUGACCAGUUUUCCGUGCCUUUUUAUUGUUGAAUGCAUGAUUACAUAUUUAUUAUUGUAUGGAAGUCACUGAGAUGUGUAUUUUUGUAUUCUGCUGGAAGCAAUGGUUGAUUUUAUUGUACAUGAUAAGAGAUGCCUUGUAUAAUGGGCACUCAUAUGAGAUCUUCCUUCUCAAAUAAACAGAAUACAUUCGAUGUA
This is a messenger RNA of Cygnus atratus (black swan), 14293 nucleotides long. RefSeq names its product diacylglycerol kinase eta (gene DGKH). Lineage: Eukaryota; Metazoa; Chordata; Aves; Anseriformes; Anatidae. The coding region runs from base 88 to 3822 and encodes 1244 amino acids. The record is from RefSeq and is a predicted model, not a curated record. Gene Ontology annotation, molecular function: ATP-dependent diacylglycerol kinase activity; protein binding. The transcript has 31 exons. Gene Ontology annotation, biological process: intracellular signal transduction; lipid phosphorylation; diacylglycerol metabolic process.